This is a messenger RNA of Adineta steineri, 1161 nucleotides long. NCBI's taxonomy places the organism in Eukaryota, Metazoa, Rotifera, Eurotatoria, Adinetida, Adinetidae. The record is from the annotation of a GenBank genome assembly.
AUGGAUACAUUUGAAGCAUCAGCAAAUCAUCGUAGUACAUGGUCAAAUUAUCCAACAGAUUGUUAUUCAACUGUUGACUAUUAUCGUCCAUAUGGAACAGCACCCCUUACAUCUCUUCCAUGGGUUGAUACAAGUAAAUACUCCAACUGGCCAUCACAGGCAUCAUCAACAUUUCCUUAUUCAUCAUCUCAUUCUCAACCACCAAAUGCUCAUACAAAUUUUCCUUCAACAAAUACAGGAGCAUCAGCAGUAAAUCCAUCAUCAUUCGGUCAAACAUAUUAUCCACCAACUCCACCAAAAGAUUUUCCACAUGAUACAUUACUUGAUUCAUCAAAUAAACAACAAAAUCAUAAUAUGUCUCCAGCAACAAAUUCAACAGUUUAUCCAUCUCAUCAUAAUUGGGGACAUGUUCUUAAAGAUUCAUCUCUUUUUUGGUCAACUAUGAAAUCAUCACCAGAUUCUCAAGCAAAAAAUUUUAAUUCAAAGAAAAAACCUAGUCAAGCAGAAGGACGGGAAUGUGUUAAUUGUGGAGCUAAAGCAACACCAUUAUGGAGACGUGAUGGUAAUGGAAAUUAUUUAUGUAAUGCUUGUGGACUUUAUCAUAAAAUGAAUGGACAUAAUCGACCAUUGAUUAAACCAAAACGACGUUUAUCAACAGUUAAGAAAACAGGCGUUCAUUGUUCAAAUUGUAAUACGAGUACAACAACAUUAUGGCGUCGAAAUGGACAUGGUGAAAGUGUUUGUAAUGCUUGUGGAUUAUAUUACAAACUUCAUAAGAUAAAUCGUCCAAUUGCAUUAAAAAAAGAAAAUAUUCAAACACGUAAUCGAAAACCAAAUACAAAACGUAAUGAAUCCUGUAGUAGUAAAGAUAAAGAUUCAUUUCCUUAUGGACUUUUAAUGAAGAAUGAAGCAGCAUUUAAUGGUUAUCAUGCUCAAGCAGCUGCAGCUAUGGCAGUUAAUAGUGGAUCAUCAUCACCCUCAUCAUCAGCUGCUUAUGCAGCUGCAGCAGCAUUUCAUCCUUUAUUUUCAACAUCAAUGUUAUCAUCAAUAGGUACAACAGGUACAUCAACAUCAUCUUCAUCAACAUCUUCAUCACCAAUGAAACCAUCCUAUAUGACAAAUCAACAGCAUCAUGGUGGACUUUAUCCUACGUACUUUUGA